AUGUCCCAGCCGAUCGAGGUGCCUGGCGAGGCAAGCCCAUUGGGAUACCAGAAUGUUGUCAACACUUUGGCAAUGGCUGCUAGCUCAAGUCAGCAGCAGGUUAAGACAGGUACAGCACAGUUGCAGAACUGGCAGAAACAGGGAUCCUACCAUUCCAUCCUUCAAGAUGUCUUCUGCGAUCAUUCCUUACCGACUGAAGUUCGAUACCUCGCAAUCAUCCAGCUAAAAAACGGAAUCGACAAGUACUGGCGAAAGACGGCAACCAACGCGAUAUCAAACGAGGAAAAGGCCAAGAUUAAGACAACUGCUAUGCAGGCAGGAAUCGCUGAACCUGAACGCCCGCUCGCCCUCCAGAACGCCUUGAUGAUCGCCAAGAUUCUCCGCUAUGAAUUUCCUCAUGACUGGCCGGAUGCGAUUACGACGGUGAUUACCUUCCUGCGAUCCUCAACUCAGCCCGGUGCAAACCCCAUCCAACUUCCCCGGACCCUCCUUAUCCUCCUGCAAAUCAUCAAAGAACUGUCUACCGCGCGCCUACAAAGAACCCGAGUCCAGCUUCAGUCUGUUUCACCAGAGCUGUUCCAUGUAUUGGGGAGCAUCUAUGUGGAUAAAGUCAACACUUGGGUAUCCAUCUUGGAGCACGGCGGUGGCGAUGAAGCAUCAUUGCUGGAUGCGAUCGAACAAAGUUUGGUUUCCUUGAAGGUUCUCCGACGCCUCAUUAUUGCCGGAUUCGAACAUCCGGGUCGUGAUCAAGAGGUACAAAACUUCUGGACAUUGUCAUAUAACCAGUUUGUGAAAUUCCUUUCCUUCGUGCGCGAGUCUGGCAAGCUGCCAGAGCCCGUCGAAAUAGGCAUACAGAAGCAUAUCUUACAGCUUUCUAAGCUCCACGUGGAAAUGGCCAAGACCCAUGCGGCAUCAUUUGCCCACUUUGCACACAGCAUUGAACUUGUGAAUACCUACUGGACCUUACUUCAAAAUCUUAGUGAAGUGUAUGUCAGUCUUGGAGCGGAUGCUGAGGCCGAAGGGCAAUCCUUACCCGAGAAGACGGGCCUCAGAGCUUUGCUUUUGAUCAGAGCUUGCGCGAAGAUGGCUUUCAAUCCAGUGCACACUUUCAAGUAUCAGACUCCGGAAGAUAAGGAGGAGAGAAAGCUGGCUGUCGAGCGAAUUAAGACGGAACUAUUCACUGAUAAAUUUGUAUUGGACACUAUGGAGUUGCUUGUCACGCAAUUCUUCAGGUUCCGCAAUGUUGAUUUUGAGGAAUGGGAAGCGGAGCCCGAGCAAUGGGAGAAGCGCGAAGAAACUAGCAGUGAGGCUUGGGAGUUUUCCAUCCGCUCAUGCUCUGAGAAGCUGCUCCUUGACCUUGUCAUCCAUUUCAAGGACUUGCUUAUUGAUAGGUUGUUGGACGUGUUUCAUUCAUUCGCACGGACCGAUAACCGCAAUGUGAUCCUUAAGGACUCGUUGUAUUCCGCCAUUGGUUUAGCUGCAGCCAGUCUUGAGCAGCGUUUGGAUUUCAACAAAUUCCUUGAAACGACUAUUGUACCAGAGGUCCAAAUUCAGGAUCCGGAGUACAGGCUUCUGAGAAGGCGAAUCCCCAUGGUACUUGGUCAAUGGGUGCCAAUCCAGUAUGAGAAACUCAACAUCGAUGCUAUUUACCAGGUCUUCCAGCAUUUGCUGAACAAGGAUGAUCCGUUGAAUGAUCUGGUGGUCCGCAUUACUGCUGGUCGACAGCUCAGAAAUAUCAUUGAGCCCUUCGAGUUCACCUCCGCGGCCUUCGUUCCAUACGCUCCCUCUAUUUUGGGAAGUCUUAUGUCUCUGGUCCAGGAGGUCGAAGUUUCUGAAACCAAAAUGGGCCUGGUGGAGACAGUGCGAGUAGUGGUGGUGAAGAUGGAAAGCCAUAUCGCCCCCUUCUCGGACGCAAUUCUUUCACUGCUUCCACCGCUGUGGGAAGAGUCUGGGGAUGAACAUCUGAUGAAACAAGCCAUUCUCAACCUGCUUUCAUCAUUGAUCCAUUCGCUUAAGCAGGAGUCUGCACGAUACCACUCGCUCAUUCUCCCUCUAAUCCAAGGAUCUGUCAACCCCGAAUCCGAAACUUUUAUGUACCUUUUGGAUGAGGCAUUGGAGCUGUGGGCCGCAAUCAUCAUGCAGACACCCUCACCCGCCUCCCCGGAGAUCCUCGCCCUCAUGCCCGCCAUCUUCCCCAUCAUCGAGCAAGGAACUGACAGCACCCCCCAGGCUCUUAGCAUUGUCGAAUCAUACAUCUUCCUCGCCCCUCAAGAGGUCCUCCGCGACGGAGUUCGAGACUCCCUAUUAACCUCCCUGAAAGAAACACUUUCCUAUACAACAAAGAUGCGCACAGGUGUCGUACCCCGCCUCGUCGAGAUGAUGAUCCGCGGAGCCGAAACCGUCGAUGGCGGCAGCGAGGCUACCUACAGCAUAAUCUCGCGCUCCCUCCUCGAGACCUCAUUCCUCCCAUCUCUUCUCGAGGGCCUUUACUCCGCCUACGAAGCGAGCCAGACCUCCGGCCCGAACCGCAAAUCCUCAAACGUAGUCGGCGUCAUCGAAACAGACUACCUAUCCGUCCUCGCCCGCCUCGCCCUGGGCAACCCUACCAUCUUCGCCUCUGCCGUCGCAGCCGCCACAAACUCCACGGAAGAACAGUGUCUCGGCUGGAUUCUUACGGAGUGGUUCUCUCACUACGAUAAUAUCGGCAGUGUGAACCAGAAGAAGUUGCAUGCUCUCGCUCUUACCCAGCUCCUCGCUCUUCAGGGCCCUUCUACUAAUCCCUCUGGCCCUGCACCUCCUCCCCCAUUCAUUCUUAAUCACCUUCAAUCUUACCUCACUAUGUGGACUGAUAUCAUCACUGAGUUAUCGGAGGGUGGCUCGGAUCCGAAUGCCGAUUACCUAGUCUACUGGAACGCGCCUAAGGGUUCUGAGACUGCGAACCCGGAGAACUCGGAGGAGGUCGAGACGCCUGAGAACAUUCGCCGUGCUGAAUGGCAAUCUACGGAUGCGAUUCACCGGUUCCCGAUCCGCGACUUUGUACGCCAACGUCUGGAGCAGGUUAUUCUUGCCUGCGGUGGUGCUCAGCGCUUCCAAGAGGAGUGGUUGGUCAAUGUCGAUGGUGAGGUUGUGUCGGCUUUUGGUGCCUUGGGACUGCUUUGA
Messenger RNA from Penicillium odoratum, 3159 nucleotides. RefSeq names its product putative importin 11. The transcript is spliced from 7 exons. Bases 1 to 3159 code for a protein of 1052 amino acids. Gene Ontology annotation, cellular component: cytosol; nuclear envelope. Gene Ontology annotation, molecular function: small GTPase binding. Lineage: Eukaryota; Fungi; Ascomycota; Eurotiomycetes; Eurotiales; Aspergillaceae. Gene Ontology annotation, biological process: protein import into nucleus. The record is from RefSeq and is a predicted model, not a curated record.